GGCGCUGGAUUCAGUGCAGAACGCUGUGUGCUGUCGGCGGGGUGGCUGGGACGCUGCGGUGCUGAGCUGGCACAGCUCUCAGUCUCUGAAGCUCAACUCUGCUGAGACUGGCUGAAGAGAGUUGAGGAGCUGCAGCUCGUCUUGUUCAUCUCCCAGAGGACGGCUUCGUGAGGAAGCUCUCUGGUGUGGGAAGGGACGUGAAGCUGCUGUCACUCUCCAUCGGUCUGCGAUGGCGAUAAUCGAACGAUCUGCCGCACUCCUGGCUCUGGCCAUUGGUCUGGCGGUGGCGGCCACCUCUGAGACGGUCAUCACAGAGCACCCGUCGGACGUGCUGGUCACAGAGGGAGACGAGGCCAUACUCAAAUGCAAAACCAGCGGCGAGGCCACCAGAUGCAAGUGGCUCCUAAAUCGCACCGACAAUCCCUACGAGCUGGUUGACGUCAAAGAGUUCUACCCCAAACGGGACGGCGACUGCAGCAUCCGCAUCAAACAGGUGCGACCGGUGCACGUGGGCCGCUGGGUGUGCUCUGUGCACAUCUCGCUGCUGCAGGAGCAGCUGGUGUCGCGUCCUGCCGCCGUUGCCAUAGCAACCCUGUCAGCACGCGCCAGCCAGCCGACCAUCGUGGCCCGGCCGGCCAACACCAGCGUCCCGCCGGGUGGCACGACCGAGCUCGCCUGUCGUACCAACACUGAGGUGGCCUCCUGCGGCUGGGCUCUGCCUGGGGACGUGGUGAUCUCACUCAGCCAGAAGACACUGUCACUUCUGGACGAUCUGCCGCUGUCCUUCACCGGUGACCUCGCCUCCGGAGACUGCUCCGUCCGCGUCGACACCAUGUCGGAGCGCUUUGCCGGCGAGUGGAGCUGCUUCUUCAACAUCGGUGACAACACUAUCUGGACGAGCCCGGCGCAUCUGGAGCUGGUCUCCGCGCAGGCUCAGACAGGUGGCAUUCAGGCUGCUGUCAGCCCGGCCGUGCUCGCCGUCCUGGUGAUAGCUGUGAUAGCCCUGGCCUCAGUCAUCUCAGCUGCCAUCUGGUUCCGUCGGCGGCGAGCUCAGCUGCGUCACGACAAACUCCUCGAGAACCCUCUCUACGGCAUCCGUAACCUACAGCUGGCCGCUGCUGCCACCGCCGCUCAGCACCAGGCUAAGGAGGACAACCGGCUCAACACCAUGACGGCUCUGUCGGCGGCACCGAGCGCCCGAGCACUACAUGAACUCGGCCUCGCUCAGCGUGCACUCCCCAACGACUACUCGGGGAAGAAUGGCGGAGCUAGUACCGACAAAGAGCGAGUGUACGCGCAUGUGUACGACACUCCACGCAAGUCGAAUCUGUACGACGUACCGAGCUCUCGCGAGGCGUACUCUGUUCCUCGCUCGUCAUAUGAGAUCCCGCCGACACCUGUACGGGUGGAUUUCCAUGGAGGCGGUGAGGAGGGAAAUGUCUACGAAGAGGUGCGUUCCACCAAGUAUAAAGAUGAGGACAUGGAUGGGUACCUGGUUCCCAGUGAGAAGAUGAAGAUGUGAGGAGGGACGGGAUCCUGAGGAUAGAAGCACGGGCAGGUGAUGUGGUAACUGAGACUGCCUGACUCUUGACUCUCAGCUGGACUGAGUAUCAAGUCAGGAGCGAGAUAACGGGGGUGAGUUAUUGAACUUUUCUGAGUCUGUGUGGCGAGGUAUGGACAUUGGACAAUUAGUGAGUACCUGUCGAUACUGCACCGUUGUGGGUGUUGUGUUUUGCCGUAUUGUAUUUUUGCUAGGCCAGCACUUUCCAGUAUGGAGGAUGUGUAUUGUGUAUGGGUGGAUGAGCAUUUGCGUGGUGUAUUAGUGCGUAACUUGCGGUACUGCCACGGUUUCCUUCGACAUUAAGGCUGUGUGCAUUAAUGUGAAGCUGGAGCGGUAAGUGCUUAUCUGCCGGUCAGGACCGUUAGUAGCGCAAUGCUCUACUUGCGAUGGUUUGUGCGACAUGCUGUAAGUUAUGAGUUGGUGAUAUACGUAUACAAGUGUAAAUAUGAACCGAUUGGUACUACCUUUUGAUAUCAUUGAGAUAUCCUAUGCACGUGCACGUGUCCAUAAUUAUUUUUGGUCGCGAACUUUCAUAAAUGUUGUAAAUAUGUACAUCGCUGCUCGAAAGUAGACAGUUGAAUGAGUUCUCUGAAGAUGCUGAUGCUUGUGAAUAUCUCAAUACCAUUAGGUUGAGCCCUUUUCAAACGAGCUGAUCGGUUUUACGCCUUUGGCAGUGUCGACAUUUUACAUCAUUCUCCCUAAAAAGAUAUCUUGUAUAUAGUGCUGGAUAUUGGACCAAUCGUCAACGUUAAACCGAAAUACAGAAUAAGAAGGUUU
Messenger RNA from Amphibalanus amphitrite, 2338 nucleotides. RefSeq lists its product as uncharacterized. NCBI's taxonomy places the organism in Eukaryota, Metazoa, Arthropoda, Thecostraca, Balanomorpha, Balanidae. Bases 230 to 1522 code for a protein of 430 amino acids. The record is from RefSeq and is a predicted model, not a curated record. The transcript is spliced from 6 exons.